Molecule: messenger RNA, 903 nt
Organism: Fusarium venenatum
Lineage: Eukaryota; Fungi; Ascomycota; Sordariomycetes; Hypocreales; Nectriaceae
Source: RefSeq, a predicted model, not a curated record
AUGUCUUCUAGCAAAGAAGCAGAGCAUAUCGCCAACCAGGCUCAGCUUCAACAACCUCCAGCUCCUGCAUACAGCGAAGCUGGUCCCUCAUCACAAGCUGGUCCCCAAUCGAAUGACAAAGUUCCCACUGCAGAGAACCCCUUCAACUUUCCUGAAUCUUCUCUUCCCACAUAUUCUGAAGUCUCAACAAGCAAGGAAGCUCCCAUCGCCAUCCCUCAAGAGUCACCUUCUCAAACAUCCCCAUUUCUCAAAGCUUAUGCGCCAGCACUUCUUGGCCAUGGUAUUACUCAAGAAGCUUGGUCUGCGUUUCUGGAUACUAUCUCGGCUUUCAUGACUGCCAAAGUCGGCGAAAAGGCUAUUAAUCAUGCUGGAGACGUGGCCAAGACCAUGGGUCAGCAACCAGUGUCGUAUGUCAAGGGAGUCGGAAAUCAUGCCAAAAGCGUUGGAAAGAACAUAGUUGCGAAUGCAAAGAAGGGAAACAUCCUUGGCGCAGCAUUUGGAGUUGUCGGUGGUGCUAUAUCCAUCCCUGUGGGCGCCGCCUUUGGUGCAGUAGGAACUAUUGUUGGACUACCUGGACGCACAAUCGCAGCGGCUGUAAAGAAGCCCAAGACACCUGCUGAAAGAGCUGUCGCGUAUGUCGCUGUUGCGAACCAUGACUGGUUGAACAAGAGGGGUCUUCAUGCUACUCUGGUCAAUACUGAGCAGCUUUCAGAGGUUGUCGGGGUCUCUGUCAAGGCCUUAUUGGAAGCUUCAGCGGAAGGAAAUAAGAGUGCUGGACCUUUGGGACCUAUGAGUGCUUUGAGUGAGCAUAUCGCUCAUCUUGAGGUGAAAGGACCUGGUGUUGUCGAUAUUGGAACGGAAACAUGGUGGUUGACUGUGGUUCAGAUUGAGACUGCUUCAUGA